Molecule: messenger RNA, 1384 nt
Organism: Impatiens glandulifera
Lineage: Eukaryota; Viridiplantae; Streptophyta; Magnoliopsida; Ericales; Balsaminaceae
Product: DNA-dependent metalloprotease WSS1
Exons: 4
Coding region: 183-1220 (345 amino acids)
Source: RefSeq, a predicted model, not a curated record
GGCGAAAUCCGAAUCGACUUACCUGAUUGCUUGCCGCCUCAAUUUCUAGAGCAAUCAAUUCGAGACCUAGAAGUAGAAGAUAUAUUAUCAGUUAUCUCCGACGAAUCUCCGGUCAACGUGAAACCGGUGGUCUGUCUUCUUGCUGCCUCCGUCGUCUAGGGUUUCCUUGGUCCGAUUGAAAUAUGAACCUGGGCGAUCUCCAUAAGGUCUGGGAGUUCAAAGCCCUGAAGAGGAAACCCGAUGAACAGGAAGCCCUAAAGAUCCUCGACACAAUAUCUAAACGCGUCCAACCCAUCAUGCGUAAACGCAAAUGGAGAGUCAAGCUUCUUUCUGAGUUCUGUCCCAAAAACCCGUCUCUUCUAGGCUUGAAUGUGGGUGCUGGGAUUCAUGUAAAACUGAGAUUGAGGAAGGCAAAGAAUGAUUUGGAUUUCAUUCCUUUUGAACAAGUUUUGGAUACAAUGCUGCACGAACUCUGUCAUAAUGCUCAUGGCCCUCACAACGCCAGUUUCUAUAGUCUCUGGGAUGAACUUAGAAAGGAAUGUGAGGAGUUAAUGAGUAAAGGAAUAAUUGGGACAGGAGAAGGUUUUGAUCUUCCUGGAAAACGUGUGGGUGGUUUUUCACGUCAACCGCCUCUUUCUUCACUUCGUAAAACGGCUUUAGCUGCUGCAGAGAAGAGAUCGCGUUUGAAUUCUGUUCUACCAUCUGGGCCAAAGCGAUUGGGCGGUGAUAGCUCGAUUAUGUCUGCACUUAGUCCAAUGCAGGCUGCUGCAAUGGCUGCAGAAAGAAGGUAUCAGGACAAUAUGUGGUGUGCUUCUGAGUUUCCAGAGACUAUCCUAGACGAAGAAGAAGAUUAUGCAGAGCCCGUGCCAAAACCUUCUGCCCGUCAAAACUCUCACGCAGAAUUGUCAAGAAAGGGUUGCGAACAAAGUGAUGUUUCCUCGUCUCAUUUGUCUAAGAAACGAUGUGUGGAAUUUGUUGACUUGAGCUCUGAGGAAGCUGUAAAGUGGGAGUGUGGAACCUGCACUUUGUUGAAUCCACCAUUAGCUCCAGUAUGCAAGGUAUGUGGGAGUGAAAAGGCGAAGGAUUUGAAGGAGAAAAGAGAAGCGUGGACUUGUAAGUUUUGUACUUUGGAAAACAACGUGAAGAUGGAUAAAUGCAUCGCUUGUGAGCAAUGGAGAUAUUCUUACGGCCAGCCUGUUGUUGCUCGACACUGGUCGUAGUAACCUAGCCCCGACCCAAGCCCCUCACCGACUUCUUUUUGCCUUAAAAAACUGUUGCUGAUGAACUUGAGAAGGGAUUUCUUAGCAAAAAAAAGAAAAGAAAAAACCAGAGAGGAUUGUCUCUGAAUUAUUCUGAUUGAAUUAUUUAUGGAUAAUUCUUUGCU